Erinaceus europaeus (western European hedgehog) is the source of this 2935-nucleotide messenger RNA. It is a transcript of the gene DAZL, whose product is annotated as deleted in azoospermia like. The transcript is spliced from 13 exons. The record is from RefSeq and is a predicted model, not a curated record. NCBI's taxonomy places the organism in Eukaryota, Metazoa, Chordata, Mammalia, Eulipotyphla, Erinaceidae. The coding region runs from base 70 to 984 and encodes 304 amino acids. Gene Ontology annotation, molecular function: protein binding; mRNA 3'-UTR binding.
ACGAGCGGACCUCCCGACAGCGGCCCCGGCUCCUCAGCGCCCCGGCGGGACCUGCUCGCUGCCGCCAUCAUGUCUGCUGCAAAUUCUGAGAGUACAAGCUCGACCAUCUCCAGAGAGGCCAGCACUCAGUCUUCAUCAGCUACAACCAGCCAAGGCUAUGUUUUACCAGAAGGGAAAAUCAUGCCAAACACCGUUUUUGUUGGUGGAAUUGAUGUUAGGAUGGAUGAAACUGAAAUUAGAAGCUUUUUUGCUAGAUAUGGUUCAGUGAAAGAAGUGAAGAUAAUCACGGAUAGAACUGGUGUGUCCAAAGGCUAUGGAUUUGUUUCAUUUUAUAAUGACGUGGAUGUGCAGAAGAUAGUAGAAUCACAGAUAAAUUUCCAUGGUAAAAAACUGAAAUUGGGCCCUGCAAUCAGGAAACAUAAUAUAUGCGCUUAUCAUGUGCAGCCUCGUCCUUUGGUUUUUAAUCCUCCUCCUCCACCACAGUUUCAAAGUGUCUGGAGUAAUCCAAACACUGAAACUUACAUGCAGCCUCCAACCAUGAUGAAUCCUAUAACUCAGUAUGUUCAGGUAGAAGAAAAUAUCUACUUGUUUCCAACAUCGACUGCAUAUCCUCCUUAUCCAAGCUCACCAGUUCAAGUCAUCACUGGAUAUCAACUGCCUGUUUAUAAUUAUCAGAUGCCACCACAGUGGCCUGCUGGGGAACAAAGGAGUUAUGUUAUACCUCCGGCUUAUACUGCUGUUAACUACCACUGUACUGAAGUUGACCCAGGAACUGAAAUUUUGUCAAAUGAAUGCUCAGUUCAUGAAGCUACUCCAUGCUCUGGAAAUGGCCCACAAAAGAAAUCUGUGGACCGAAGCAUUCAGACAGUGGUAUCUUGCCUAUUUAAUCCAGAGAACAGACCAAGAAACACCCUUGUUACUCAAGAUGACUACUUUAAGAGGAGCAGGGCUCUGGGGAAGUGGGGUUCCAGGACACAUCGGUAAGGUCAUCCAUCCAGUGAAGUCAGGACAAAAGAGUGCAUCACUUUAGAAGGAGUCGGGCAAUGCUUAAAUCCGUUUGAUCCUCUGCUAUUAGUCUCAGGAGAAAUUGUCUAGUUUUGAAUAUUAAGAGAACCUGAAAGUUUUUCAUUGUUACAGAAAUUUUAUUCUAAAUUUUGAUAAAUCACACUCAGACUUUCUAUACAAGUUAUAUUAGAUUGACUAGUUUUACUUUACAUUGAAACUGUUCUUUACUAGGUGUUUAUUUAGGUAUUGGUUCUAAGUUGAAUAUGUAGUUAAAUGUAAAAGAUAAUUAAGACUUAACAGAGUAGCUUUUUAGAAUUUAUAAGCAUUUCUUUUUAAUUGAAAUUGACAUUUUAAAAAAGUUUAAAAAAAUGCUGAUUUUCAAAAACUUAUUUUAGAAAACUCAGAAACAUACCAUUUUGAAAGGUCAGAAUUUUGAUAGUUUGAAUACAAGCUUUUCACUUCUCCAAUAAGUACCUGUAAAAAAAAAACAUAGUAUUUGUGAUAUGCAUUACAUUUAUGAUUUGUCUAGAAAUUUACCACAAAAGCGAUAUGCAUUACAUUUAUGAUUUGUCUAGAAAUUUACCACAAAAGCAGAGUUUUUAGAACUGGAUUUUUAAUCAGUGGAACUCAAUAUAUACUUAGCUUUAUUGAAGUCGUCCUUAUCUAAACCCAGUAAAACAGAUUCUAAACAGUCCAAUCAGUGGGUCUUAUGUUUAUUAAUUCAAAGUAUUUUAUUCCUUAUCUAGAAUCCACACGUAUAUAACCUAUUUGAUUGGGAUGAUAAUUAGGAUAACUGAAAUUCUGGACCUAAUUUUUUAAAGAAUUCAAGACAAACUAAACUUUACAAGUAACACGCUUCUCAGUUAAUAUGCUCCUUUUGUCCUUUCUUUCAAAAUGUCUUCUUUAAGAUGCUUAACUUGAAGACUAUCUUAAAUUGUGCAAAAUGUUGCUAUUAAAGAAUGCUGAAACUUUUUUAUGUCAUUUAAAGGUUAAUCAGAGUAUCUGAAAGGAAUUGUUUUUAUAAAAGCACUAUAAUUAUUUGUUAUAGAGCAAAUAGAUUUUUAUUUUUGUUAGUCUGUUACAAUUUUUAAAAUAAGAUGUCCAGGAGAAGUUGUUGCGGAAUUUCUAAGGCACAAAACUUGCUUAAUUAGCAUAUCUGAGAAUAUACUUAAGAGGCAGAGCUAAUAAUCCAUUACUUCUAGAUUAGCUAGUUUUUUUUCAAUAGAUAUCACACAAUGUGACAAACUACAGCACCAGAGUCCCUUUGUUGUAUUCACAGUACUUUACUUGUCUGUACUAUACCUCUGAAUUACACUCCUAAAACUAGUAAUGUAAAGAAUAUACUACACCUCUCGUGGGCAUGGCUUUAAAAUGGUUUUCUGAUCUUUCUGUCAAUGGCCGCCUUUGUUAAAAAAAUAGACUCCUAACCUAAUGCUACUCUGGGCUGUAUCAUCAGUGCCUAGUGUAUUUUGAUUUCAAGGAAUUUUCAUUCUCAGUCUAAACAGAGAGGAGUCUUAACUUUAGGGUCCCCAUGAAUGAUUUCUUACACCUCAUAACUUGAAGGUGUCCUGAAAUUUGUUCUUUAUAAAAUUAUCUGUACAUGUAUGCGUGGGCGUGUGUGAUUGUGCACUGUAACAUUCUUCAUGUGUCAUUCUGUGAUUAAAUCUCCAGGUUACUAUAAGUGAUAACUAAAUUAUUAAAAACCAAUUCUGAUAAUCUCAAUAUGGCUGUAGGAAAAGGAAGCAAAUAAACUUUUUAUUAUUUUGUUGGACUAAAGUAUUUUAAAAAGUAAGGUUGAAAGAGGAGACAAAGUCCUGAGCCUUUCAAAGUGGAAAAUUAAUUCAAAUUUUUAAAGUAUGUUUCUGUUAUCUUUUGUGAAUACUUUUCUUUUCAUAAGUAAAUAGAAAUAAAGGUACUUCCCCAAAAUGCA